CGGCCAAUCCACCGGCAGUCCGGCACCGGGCUCCAGUGACUCCCAUGCUUUAGUUCCUUCCAUGCAGCUUCCUCCCCUCACUCUUUUCAACCUUUCCACACCGCCUUUUCCCUCCCCAGAUAACUAACCAUGGGGUAAAUUAACAACAGCGCACAAUUAGCCGGCACCACAAGUCAUUUCCUCGCAUCUUUCUACCUCGCUCGUAGAGAGGAGCUAGUGUGCAGUACGUGUCUCUAGGCUGGAUCGAUCGAUGGCGUCGUCGGGCAGCGACGUGCCGGCGGCGAGGGCGGCCGUGGCGGUGAACGAUCUGAUCCAGGCGCGCGACGGCGCGGCGAGGCUCAGGGCCUUCCUGCUGCAGCUGGACGACCAGCGCGCGGCGUGGGCGCAGCUGCAGAUCGACGGCGUCCUGACCAAGCUGUCGAGCGCGAUGUCGGCGUUGGAUGUAAGCGAUGCCGCCGGGUCGGACGACGGUGCGAGGCCACGGCCGCAGUCGGGGAGCUCGUGCGGGAACAAGAGGAAACAAAGCUCCAGCAGAAGAUCACAGCGUCCAUCUGACAAAAAGAUCACUGCUAACCUGGAAGAUGGCCACGUAUGGCGGAAAUAUGGGCAGAAAGAGAUUCAAGACUCACCCUAUCCAAGGAGCUACUACAGGUGCACGCACAAGACAGACCAGGGCUGCAGCGCCAGGAGGCAGGUCCAGCGCUGCGAGACGGACACGUCCAAGUACGUCGUUACCUACUACGGCGAGCACACGUGCCGGGACCCCUCGACGAUCCCGCUCAUCGACCACGCCGCCGGCGCCCUUGCCGAGCUCGACCGUGCCAACAACCUCAUCAGCUUCGGCCCCAGCGGCACCAGCAACGACGCAAACGCAGCAGCCGCGGCCAGCAACGCCGGCGCCUCUUCGUCGCAGUACCUGCAGGCUAUGGGCGGGAGCGCUGCUGCUGAUCAGCUGUCCACGUCGUGGUGCACCAGCGACGACGUGUUCAGCUCGUCGGCCGGCUCGUUCAUGCAGGUGGACCAGCUGAUCGGCGCCGUCGUGGGCGGCUCCGCCGGGGUCGUGACGUCAGCGGCGGCGCCGGACCGUGGCGUCGUGCUUGGUGGCGUGGCGAGCGGCGGCAGAGGCACCGCCAGCUUCCCGACGUCUCCGAACAGCCUCGGCUUCGUGGUGGGAUCGCUUGGGAGCAUCGGCGGCGGCGGCGAGGACGACGACGAUAUGUUUAGACUGGAUCCUUAGUAAGGAACUGAACUAGGGGCGGCAUUGCCCGUAUACGUGAAACGCACGGACCUGUGAUUCGUCUUGGUGCGUGAACCGGCCAUGGCUGCUUGUAAAGCACAAUAAGGCCUCGCACCAGCAUGUACACAUGCAUACACUUGUGCCAUCUUGAUGCCGAAUGAAGUUUUGCUCCGGUCACUAGCUA
This is a messenger RNA of Sorghum bicolor (sorghum), 1421 nucleotides long. RefSeq names its product probable WRKY transcription factor 70. The coding region runs from base 251 to 1237 and encodes 328 amino acids. NCBI's taxonomy places the organism in Eukaryota, Viridiplantae, Streptophyta, Magnoliopsida, Poales, Poaceae. The transcript has 4 exons. Gene Ontology annotation, molecular function: sequence-specific DNA binding; DNA-binding transcription factor activity. Gene Ontology annotation, biological process: regulation of DNA-templated transcription. The record is from RefSeq and is a predicted model, not a curated record.